Molecule: messenger RNA, 871 nt
Organism: Chenopodium quinoa (quinoa)
Lineage: Eukaryota; Viridiplantae; Streptophyta; Magnoliopsida; Caryophyllales; Amaranthaceae
Product: transcription factor bHLH162-like
Exons: 3
Coding region: 72-593 (173 amino acids)
Biological process (GO): regulation of transcription by RNA polymerase II
Cellular component (GO): RNA polymerase II transcription regulator complex
Molecular function (GO): protein dimerization activity; DNA-binding transcription factor activity, RNA polymerase II-specific; RNA polymerase II transcription regulatory region sequence-specific DNA binding
Source: RefSeq, a predicted model, not a curated record
UUAAGUAUUAAGUGUUCUAUUACUUAGUGUUACGGAGUAGUAUUUUCUUGCAAACUAGCUCAUCAAUAACCAUGAAAAGAUCCUCUAACUCCUCAUCCAAAAGAGAUAGGAAAACCAUGGAGAAAGAUCGUAGAAACCACAUGAAGAACCUUUGUUCCCAACUCAACUCCCUUGUCCCCCAAGAUCCUUCCUCCUAUCCAAGGGCGGUUCCUGAUCAAAUUGGAGACGCGACAAACUACAUAAGGCAGCUGCAAGAGAACGUGGAAAAUUUGAGGCAAACAAGGGAUGAACUGCAGGGAGGCGGAGGAUCAAGCGGGAGUGGAGGGGGCUACUCCACGAAUUCGCCGGUCCAAAUAGAAGUGAAUGAAAAUGGUAGCGCCUUAGAGGUAACUUUGGUGACUGGAUUGGAGUGCCAGUUUGUUUUCACUGAGGCAAUCCGAAUUCUGCAUGAGGAAAACGCUGAAGUUGUGAAUGCAAGUUAUUCUGUUGCUGAAAACAUUGUCUUUCACACCAUCCAUGCACAGUUGGGUGAAGCUGCAUCAAGCAACGCGGUUGCAAGGAUUACUCAGAGGUUGAAGAACUUUGAGCUCUAAGUGUUGGGUUUGGAUAUAUGCUGAUUUACCUAGGCAUGAUGAAAGUUUAUGACCUAGGAUCCUUAAUAUAAUAUGGGUUUUAUAAGUAAUGUCGAUCAUUAGAUCUUGAUAUAAUAAUUUCAAGUGUUCUUAUGUGUUUUACAUGAUGAUGGAUAUCAUCUAUCUACUAAUAUAAGCUAGUGAUUGUCUUGUAUUACUGUUAUGCUUCUGAUUCGAUGUAAUCAGCCUAUGUAAUAUAUAUCUAUAUGAAAUGCUUGCAAAAAAUGUCAUUUGUGAAA